AUGAUAUUUUUCAUCAUUUCUUUCAAUUUUCUUUAUUUCGUCUCAAUCCGCCAAAUGUAUUAUGAGUUUCACUUCUUUCUUUCAAUCAAUUCAACCUUCGCCAUUUUUAGACAAACACAUUUACAUCUCCUUUUAAAUAUCUCACCAGAUCUCUUUCUCUCGAUUUUCUUCCUCUCUCUCCCUCUCUCCCUCUUUCUCUCUUUCUCUUUCACGCCUGUUUCUUUCAUUAUCAGCACAAGCCUAUUUAAUCCUAUCUAUCUAUCUAUCUAUCUAUCUAUCUAUCUAUCUAUCUAUCAGCCUGUUCGUAUGUAUCUAUCUCAGUUUUCAUAUCUCUUUUCAUAUCUAUCUAUCUAUCUAUCUAUCUCUUUUCAUAUCUGUCAUCCAUCUUCCAUCCUAUCUAUCUAUCCUAUCUAUCUCAGAAACACUCCUUCUUACGACAUCCGCUCCCAAACGACAACGAAACACCGCCUCCUUGACAUACAUCCGCUCUCGACCAGCCACCACGAAACUCUCCUCCUUACGACAUCCGCUAUCAAGCGACCGCAAAACUCUCCUUCUUAUGACAUCCGCUCUCUAACGACCAGGAAACACUCCUUCUUACGACAUCCGCUCCCAAACGACAACGAAACACUCCUUCUUAUGACAUACGCUCUCAAGCCACCACGAAACUCUCCUCCUUGCGACAUCCGCUAUCAAGCGACCACGAAACUCUCCUUCUUUACGACAUCCGCUCUCUAA
Molecule: messenger RNA, 738 nt
Organism: Acanthosepion pharaonis
Lineage: Eukaryota; Metazoa; Mollusca; Cephalopoda; Sepiida; Sepiidae
Source: the annotation of a GenBank genome assembly